CGAGCGCAUCCACUUCUGCGCUGCUUCCAGUUGCGCGCAGAGGAGGCUCCGUCGCACAAACCAAACGGGUCUGUGGAGUUUAUCCACUGAGCAGAAUAAACACGGACAGAGUCACGCGUGGAUAAAAACACGCCUACACAUGCAUUACAACAACACACAGACCGGUCCGUGGCUCUUAAUCACUCGCCGGGUUUGGGACACGGGACGCGUUCGGAACUGCUGAAGCUCGUCCCGGUGCGACUCUGCUGAAGCGGAAUAAAAACAAACCGGAUCAGAAGAACCGAACAGGAGGAUAAACUGAGAAUCCACCGACAACAUGGUUCGUUUCGGCCCGACUCUGCGCCGUUACGCGCGCGGACCGGCUGUCAUAUUCACCUGUUGAAGUUGCCCGACGCGCUCCACUUUCCGCCUCUGAACGGGACGAUCCGCCGGAAAACCCAGGCUUUUCUUUUCUCCACAUGUCACCAGAGCCGGCUCAAACCCGUCCUCAGGUCUGCGUGAUGCUUGGAUUCCCGGUUAUGUUGUAGGAUGAGCGCUGAUCUGGAGCGCGUUUCGCUCAACACAUCCGUGAACGCGGCCGGCUCCGGUGGCCGUGCGCUCUCGGCGAACGUCCGGAGGCUCCACAACACCCUCAACCUGCUGCUCAGCGACCUGGAACGGGAGCAGUUCAUCCACUGUCUCAAUGUGUACCACGCCAAACGCAACGUCUUCGACCUGGUCCAAACUCUCAAAGUGAUCCUCAACACGGCCGCCAAACGCCAGCUGCUGCCCAUGCUGCGCCUGGUCAUCCCGCGCUCCGACCAGCUGCUGUUCGACCAGUACACCUCCGAGGGGCUCUACCUGAAGUCCGACCUGCUCCCCAGCAACGGCAGCGCGGAGUGCUUCGGAGAUGAAGCCGAUUCCACGCUGCAGAAGUAUGUGAGCUCCAUCCACGAACAGCCGCCCCUGGCCUCUGGAUGCCCGGACGCGGACCUCAUGGGGUCCCCCUUCAUGGACGGGCUCUUUGGAGACAUGCGUAAAGUCACACUGACGCGCACCAGGAGCCAUGAGGGUCUGGGCUUCAGCAUCCGUGGGGGGUCGGAGCACGGCGUGGGGAUCUACGUGUCCCUGGUGGAGCCGGGCUCGUCUGCGGAGAGGGAAGGACUGAGGGUCGGGGACCAGAUAGUGACCGUGAAUGACGUGCUGUUCGAUGGAGUCACCCACAUUGAUGCGGUGAAGGUGCUGAAGGGAUGUAAGAAGCUGGCUCUGUCGGUUUGCUCCAUGGGUCGGAUCCCCGGCGGGUACAUCACCAACCACGUGUACAGCUGGGUGGACCCCCAGGGCCGGAGCGUGUCCCCGCCACCGGACACCCAGGAGGCCAGCCAGAGGCAAGGCAUGGACGAACGGACGGUCAACCUGAACAUGGACGACGGCCGAUCCCUGGGCCUCAUGAUCAGAGGAGGUGCUGAGUAUGGACUGGGCAUCUACAUCACCGGAGUGGACCCUGGAUCUGCUGCCGACGCCGGUGCUUUGAAGGUCGGCGACCAAAUCCUGGAGGUCAACGGUCAGAGCUUCGUCACCAUCUCCCACGACGAGGCGGUCCACAUCCUGAAAACGGGCCACCACCUGCUGAUGAAGGUGAGGGACGUGGGUCGUCUUCCUCACGCUCGCACUGUGGUGGAUGAGACCAAAUGGAUCAGCAGCCAGACCAUCGCCGAGAGCAACGCCACAGCCAAUCCCAGCCCCGCCCCCAACCCCGGGGUCAACGCCGCCGUCCACUCGGCUGUCAGCGCCAACGCCUGCAACACCAGACCUUCAUCAGCCAGAGCUACACCUGUAUCAGCAAAGUCGGCGGCGUACAGGGGUGUGGGCCCCCCAGGAGCCCAGGUGUCUCUGGAGCAGCAGGCCUACAUGCUACUGACGGAGCCAGAGAGGCAGACCAUGGUGUAUUACCUGCAGGAGUACCAGGAAGGACACAUCGGAGUGGAGCCGCUGGCCAUGGCUCUGUUUGAGCUCUUCAACACCCACGCAAAGUUGUCCAUGCUGUCUGAGGUGAGGGGUCUGGUAGCCCCCCAGGACCUGGAGCUGUAUGACAGACUGGUGUUGCACCGUGAGCGGGAAGCCCACCAGGCCUGGCACGGGGGUCUGGGCGUCCUGCAUCCACAGGGACACUGCAUCCACACGGCCUCGGUGAGCCACGAUACCGGACACACUACCGCCGCCCAGACGGACGGCUCCGCUGGUGGCUGGACGGAAAAAGACCAGGAGGACAACACUAAUGCCUUACAAAACAUUGCACUGGAUGACAUGCAGGCGUCUGUUGAGUCUCCGCCCCCCUGCCGCUCUGUUGCUCUUCAGCCCCAGAACCGACCGUCCAGGGACAAGGAGCUGAACCGGAAGCCUUCGACCCGGAUGGUGCAGCCCGGCUCCGGCCUGCACUUCACCGGCCCCACCCGGCUGCUCCAGGACUGCCUCCACAGGUCGCUCAAGUCCCUCCCCACCAGCCACCAGCCCUCCCCCGCCGCCUCCCCCAUCCCCGGACACCACACCUGCACCGGUACGGCCCACCACACCUCCUUCAACGCCCUCCACCACACCUGCCAGAGCUCCCUCCAGCUGUCAGACUCGGAGCACCACGCUCACCCUCACUUGGCUCACCACUUCCACCACCACGCCGGACACCACAGCCGGCCCAGCUCGGGUCACCACACCUGCCCCGGCUUCCUGCACCACCGCGACUCCUCCAGUUCCAUGAAGGUUGAGACGUCCGUUAAACUAGCGUCCAGGUCCAGCUCCUACGAGAAGUCGUCCAUCCUGUCCAAGUCGGGGUCAUCUUCCAAAGCGGGGUCUCCCAUGCCGUCCCCUCACCCGUCGCCUCACCCCUCCCCUUGUCCCUCCCCCUGCCCGUCCCUCAUCACACCGGCUGCUCCGCCCUGUAGCCCCGACCGGCCCUGUUCGCCAGCCCUCAGCCAGAAGGUCAUGGUAACGGACAUGAACCGGCUGUCUGCAGACUCCAGACCACAGCAGAGAGGGGCCACUCUGUCCCAGCUGUCCGACAGUGGACAGACUCUGAGUGAGGACAGCGGGGUGGACAUCGCAGAGGCCGGAGGACUCAGUAAGGACGGCAGCCCCAGACCCACCAAGAACCAGCAGGGCCACGUGGAGCAGCCGGGGGCCCACGCAGCCCCCCCAGGGGUCGCCAGACAGAACGUGUCUCCGGUGCCCAUGCCCGCCGCCAUCCUGGUACGAGUGGUGAAAAACGCCAACACCCUCGGCAUCGCUAUAGAGGGAGGAGCCAACACACGCCAACCGCUACCACGAAUAGUGACGAUACAGAAAGGAGGCUCGGCCCAUAACUGUGGUCAGCUGAAGGUGGGUCAGGUGAUCCUGGAGGUCAACGGCGUUUCCCUGAGAGGCCGCGAGCACAAGGACGCCGCUCGGAUCAUCGCCGAGGCCUUCAAGACCAAAGACAAGGACCACAUUGACUUCCUGGUUCUGGAGCUGGGACUCUAAUAUGAGACCGAGACUCUGCCCCCCCACAUGCAGCUUGGCUUGUAUGACGUUGUCCUAUAAUCAACCCCUUCAUUUGAUUUUCAGGGACAUGGAAGUGGAAAGACGUGUCAGGUAUUUGUCGAUUGCACUCUACAGAGUUUUGCACAAUUUAAAAGAAAGAGGUGUUAAAUAUAAAUAUAUAUAAAUAUAUAUUUAUAUAUAUAUAUAUAUGAUGCUGUGUAAGUU
Molecule: messenger RNA, 3717 nt
Organism: Sphaeramia orbicularis (orbiculate cardinalfish)
Lineage: Eukaryota; Metazoa; Chordata; Actinopteri; Kurtiformes; Apogonidae
Gene: whrnb
Product: whirlin b
Exons: 12
Coding region: 529-3492 (987 amino acids)
Biological process (GO): sensory perception of sound; auditory receptor cell stereocilium organization
Cellular component (GO): photoreceptor inner segment; stereocilia ankle link complex; cilium
Molecular function (GO): protein binding
Source: RefSeq, a predicted model, not a curated record